AUGGAACGUAAAAGUCAAAGUAUUUUAGCAAAUUUUGGAAUUCCCAUCUCGCCCGGUUCACGUCCAACCCUUUCGCGAAGAGACACCUCAGGAACCAUUGUUGGUCGUUCCAGCACGAGGUAUUCGGUAACAGCACUAUAUUCCAUAGCUGCCGAACACGAUGUUGAAGUUGAAGAUGACUUGGCGAAAGCGCAAAGACGUUUACGAGAUUUAAAAAGUCGAAUUUCAGCGCAAUCUAAAAAGAAUUUCGUUCUGGAACGAGAUGUUCGUUAUUUGGAUUCACGAAUCGCGUUAUUAAUUGCUAAUAGGAUGGCAUUAGAUGAGAAACAGGAAAUGGAAAGCCAUUUUGAAGAAUCAGAUCAACAAGUUUUUAGUUUUCCAGAUAAUCGUAAAAUGAAUCAAUAUGGAAAUCUUUUUUUCCUUCUUCAAACAGAGCCACGACAUAUUGCAAAUUUAUGUCGUUUUGUAAGUUUGACAGAGAUUGAUACUUUGUUGCAAACCGUAAUGUUUACAUUGUAUGGGAAUCAAUACGAAAGCAGAGAGGAGCAUUUGCUAUUAACAAUGUUUCAGUCUGUUCUAUCUACACAAUUUGAAACCACAAAUGACUUUAAUUCGCUGCUUCGAGCAAAUACGCCCGUAUCGCGUAUGAUGAAUACAUAUACUCGUAGAGGUCCUGGACAAGCUUAUCUAAAAGCCGUGCUGUCAGAUAAAAUAAAUACUCUGAUAGAACAUAAAGAUUUGGAUUUAGAAAUUAAUCCGCUAAAAGUGUAUGAACAAAUGAUCAAAAAAUAUGAAGAGGAAAAUGGUUCACUACCACCCGAACUUCCAAGUUCUGUAACACCUGAUGUCGCUGCUGCUAAUGCCGAUGUUAAGGCUAUUAUAGAACCUCGUAUAAAUAUGUUGAUGGACGUUGCGAAUUCCUUCCUCACAAUUAUAAUACAAUCUAUUGAACAGGUGCCUUAUGGUAUUCGAUGGAUUUGUAAACAAAUCAAAUCAUUAACGAAGCGAAAAUAUGCUGAUGCAACCGAAUUAAUGAUAUGUACACUUAUUGGUGGAUUUUUCUUUUUGCGAUUCGUCAAUCCUGCCAUUGUCACGCCACAUUCAUACAUGUUAGUGGAUGGAAUGCCGCGCGAACACCCAAGACGAACGCUGACUAUAGUUGCCAAAAUGUUGCAAAAUUUAGCAAAUAAACCUACCUAUUUAAAAGAAGAAUUUAUGGUGCUAUUAAAUCCUUUUAUUGAUAGAAAUAAAAAGAGAAUAAAUAAGUUUUUGAUGGAUUUAUGUGAAGUAGGUGAUUUUUAUGAGAGGUUAGAGAUGGACCAGUACGUGGCCCUUUCAAAAAAAGAUUUGGUGCUGCACAUAACUUUAAAUGAGAUAUACAACACACAUGCAUUGUUGUCACAACAUUUAGAAAAAUUGGCUCCAUCAGAUAAAAAUCAUUUACGCAUAAUUUUGGAGGAAAUUGGGCCAUCUCCGGCCCAAGUUCCUAGAAUCGAAAACAAAACCGUUGAGCUUCCAUUAUUCAGUCGUUGGGAAACUCCUAUACAAGAUAUCGCAUCAGCACUUAUGUCCGAUAAUAGCGUGACACAAAAUGAUAUUUUAUAUAUGGAGACGAAGUCGAUUUUUAUUCAACUUAUUCGAUCUAUACCGCGAAUGGUUGAUAAGAAAAAUAUUAAUUUGGCAAAGAUAGCUGAAGCUGCGGCAACUGCAAAGGAUGCCGCUCUAGUUCGUAAAGGAAUUAAAGUUAAAGAAAUGAUUCGCGAACUUGAGGAAGCAAAUGUGAUCGACCGGAGUGAUGGGUAUAAGCUUAUGACAGAAGAAGUUGCCUUAGAAUUAGUGCAUCUUGGCAAUCUUCGAGAAAAGAUCAACGAAGAAAUAAGAUCUCUUGAUCUGGUUUUUAAGACAAUCUGUGAUCAUAACAAUUAUCUAAGAAGUCAAUUAGAUAGUUAUAAAGCAUACUUGCUGAAUGUCAGACAACAGACCUCAAAGGAUGCCAUAGGAGGGCCCGGUGCGAGUGUAGUAAAAUUGGGUGGUAAGGAAAAGACUCAAAAGGUAAAGGUUUUGGGACCGUACAAAUUUUCACAUGCCCAUUUCGAAAGAGACGGGGUUAUAAUUGAUACCAAUGUACCUGAUAAUAGGCGACACAAUAUUUUUUUCAAUAUAACAUCACCUGUUCCUGGUACAUUUAUUAUUGCGUUGCAUUACAAGGGUCGUGAUGCUCCAAUCCUAGAGAUGGAUCUUAAAUUAGACGAUCUACUAGAAAAGUAUGUUCAACUUAAUGUAUCCAGGUUGUUACAAUUGUUGAACAAGACAUUUUCUAAGCGAAAAGCGUAG
Funneliformis mosseae is the source of this 2334-nucleotide messenger RNA. The record is from the annotation of a GenBank genome assembly. Lineage: Eukaryota; Fungi; Glomeromycota; Glomeromycetes; Glomerales; Glomeraceae.